AUGGCCCGUAAAGCUGUGUCCACCCCACCUUCCAAGAAGGUUCCUUCGCGCUCGCCGAUCCUGACUAGGACCCGUACUAAGAAGGUUAGCCAGGAGCUGAUAGACGAGUCAAAGCCAGAGAAAAAGAAAGAAGAAGCCAAGUCUGAACUGGAAAACGAUGAAAUUGAGCUUCCUAGUGACAGUGACAGCUCUGACAACGCCGAGGAGCUCGAGGGCUUUGAGUCUGCUGAUGACGAGGAAAGCAAAGAACAGGAUAACGUCACUAAGACCAAGCACACGGUGCACACCGUGACAAAGCCUGUUGAGACCGCUAACAAGAACUCCUCAAAACCCAGCAUCAAGUCCAAGCAUGGUGUGAUAUAUGUGGGCAGACUGCCUCAUGGAUUUGAGGAGAAGGAGCUGAAGAAAUACUUCAGCCAAUUUGGAGAAAUUAUCAGACUGAGACUCUCGAGAAACAAAAAGACGGGAAAGUCGAAACAUUACGCUUUUAUCGAGUUCGAGCACGCAGAAGUGGCCAAGAUUGCUGCGGAAACCAUGAACAAUUACCUGCUGUUUGAGCAUCUCCUCCAAUGUGCCGUUGUGCCUCCUGAAAAAGUGCAUGAGAACCUGUUCCAGGGAGCCAACUCCAAGUACAAGCCCGUGCCGUGGAGCAAGAUUGCGCAACUCAAGAACGACAGGCCUAAAUCCAAGGCCCGGUGGGAAAAACUGCAAAAGAAGUACCAGGAGCAGAACCAGAAAAGACUCCAGAAACUCAAGCAGCAUAAUAUCGAUUACGAUCUCAGUGCUCUAUAG
This is a messenger RNA of Ogataea parapolymorpha DL-1, 792 nucleotides long. RefSeq names its product putative RNA-binding protein. The transcript has a single exon. NCBI's taxonomy places the organism in Eukaryota, Fungi, Ascomycota, Pichiomycetes, Pichiales, Pichiaceae. The record is from RefSeq and is a predicted model, not a curated record. Gene Ontology annotation, molecular function: RNA binding. Gene Ontology annotation, biological process: maturation of LSU-rRNA from tricistronic rRNA transcript (SSU-rRNA, 5.8S rRNA, LSU-rRNA). Gene Ontology annotation, cellular component: nucleolus. Bases 1 to 792 code for a protein of 263 amino acids.